Molecule: messenger RNA, 4182 nt
Organism: Cercospora beticola
Lineage: Eukaryota; Fungi; Ascomycota; Dothideomycetes; Mycosphaerellales; Mycosphaerellaceae
Biological process (GO): secondary metabolite biosynthetic process; amino acid activation for nonribosomal peptide biosynthetic process
Cellular component (GO): cytoplasm
Molecular function (GO): catalytic activity; phosphopantetheine binding
Source: RefSeq, a predicted model, not a curated record
AUGGUGACGUUGGCUAGGGAAGGAGCGAUCGGUAUAUCAGAAGCGACGACCACUGCUGGUGGCUCGAGCAUGCCACUCAUGAUGGACAGUACAGAACUUACAAUGAACCAUCACAGCACCAACACCGCAAACACUAGCGCCUCAGCCAUUGGACGCGAAGACACAGCAGCCAUCUUCUGCCACGAGCAAUUCGCUGACCUCGACGCCGAGCAAUUCCCACGUCUCCCAUCAGCAACAUACACCCCUCGCCCAAGCAAGAGCUUCGAAUCCACCAUCGAAGGUCUCGGCUGGGACUCCAGCGCUUUCAAACCUACAAUUUUCGUCCGUCUCGCUUGGGCACUUCUCCAAGCCAAGUACACGAAUAAUCAAGAUGUCCUCUUCGGAGCAGCAACUGGUAUCAAUGGAACGGCGUAUCCGAACAGAGUACGAUUGGACUACAAUGAGACCGUCGAGCAAGCAUUGCAAGCUCUGCAAUCACAAAGCGAGAGUCUAGCGGCAGCGGUUUCUACCACUGAUAGCAAAGACUUGAGCUCUAGACAAGCUGCAUUAGAUUGCGAAUGCGACUAUCAAACGAUGCUAGUUUUGACAUCUUCUUCUACGCCUUCUGUGGAGAUUGCUCCGCAAAUGAGAGAAAGAAGAAGGCAGUCCCUCAUCGACCUUUACGCUUUGACCCUGGAAUGUACAGUCUCGAUCACGGGGCUCUGGAUCCGAUUCGUGUUUGAUCCGGCUGUGCUGAGUAGUCGGCAAAUUGAGCGUAUGAGUGCACAGCUGAGACAUGUGCUCAGUCAGAUUUUGAUGCAGCCGCAGUCGAAGGUUGGAGAGAUUGGUAUUGCUUGUGAGGAUGAUUUGAGGGACAUUGAGGAGUGGAAUUCGAGCUCGUUGAGUUCGGAGGGCACGAGCAAGACUGUCGUGGAGUUGUUGAAGAAGGCUACUGAUCGGGAGGCGUUGGCUGUCGAUGCGUGGGAUGGCAAGUUCACCUAUGCGCAACUGGAUGACUUUUCGACGAGACUUGCUUUCCAUCUCGCGGAGAUGGGGGUUGGUAAAGGUGCCAUUGUGCCAGUAUGUUUGGAGAAGUCGAAGUGGAUGAGUGUGGCGAUUCUGGGUGUCAUCAAGAGCGGCGCGGCGACUCUCUGCCUCAAUGCGAACCAUCCUGCUGGAUAUCUAUGCAAGAUCAUGUCUGGCCGAUCCCAGAUCUCAGCGUUGGUGUGCUCGGACAGCACAAGAGAUUUGACAAGCCAGAUUGCAGACGGUCGGUCUGUAGUUGUCUUGGGAGACAACUUCUUCGCCACACUGCACAUCGAGCCCGUGGAACCUCUGCCUGCGAUUGAACCCGAGGAUAUGCUAUGCGUUCUUCCGACAACUGGCAAUUCGCUCGCCGUCCUGACACACGCCAAUUUCGCUGUGGGCAUCAUCAACCAGAGCAAGAUCUGCUCCAUCACCUCCAAGUCUCGGCUGUACGACCUUCACUCCUACAACUCAUCUCUCGCCUACCUGAACAACCUCCUGGCCUUCACAAACGGCUCUUGCCUCUGCGUUCCCUCCGACCCGCAACGAAAACAGUCUUUGGCAGAUUCGCUUGCCGAAUAUCAAGCUUCGAUCCUCAUCACCACGGCCGCAUCAGCACAGCAUAUCGACUUCACAACAGCUGUAGACCUCGAGACUGUGGUCGUCAGUGGAGAAUUCACGCCGAAGCUGGAACUUCCGCCACAUGUGAAGCUGAUUAGUGUUUAUGGCGCGCCUGAGUGUAGUAUCAUGGCUAUGUGCGCCACUGAGGAUCAAAUGUUAGAUCGAGAAGGCUCUCUAGGCAGAGGAAUGGGAAGCAAAACUUGGAUUGUGUCUACUUCGAAUUCUGGAACGCUUUGUGGCGUUGGUGAAGUCGGAGAGCUCUGGCUUGAGGGUCCACUUGUCGGCGCAGGCUACUUGAAGGAUGCUGGAAAGUCCCGUGAGUCUUUCAUGGACAAUGUUGCGUUCUCCAUCAAAGAUGGUGGGUCUGCUCCAUCAGGGAGAAUCUUCAAGACUGGCGAUCUGGUGCGAUAUAUGUCCGAUGGCUCGAUCGUCUUCGUCGGUCACCGAGAGGCACACGUCAAGAAGGUUCGCGGAAAACGUAUCGAUUUGACCGAGAUCGAGGGUCACAUGAAAGAGCUUCUAGGCGAACAGGUUAUGGACGUGGUCGCUGAAGUCAUCGCAGCUCAAGGACAACCCGAGCCGGUGCUCGCUGCUUUCAUUGUCCCUGCUGGCGAUUCAGUUCUCGAUUCAUCCCAGCUCAGACAAUCUGUGGCACAGCUAGCAGAAGAGCUCGCGACAGUUUUGAAGCAGCAGCUACCUUCAAAUAUGGUUCCCAUUGUCUUCCUGGCUCUGCGGAGCGUUCCAAUGGACAAAAAUGGCAGAGUAGACCGGAAGAAGUUACGAGAGACUGCAGAGCGCAAAUCACAAGAUCCUGAGAACCGGACAGCAGUCCAUGCCAUCCGCCCAGCCCAAGCAAUGACGGUGCUCGAAGUCCAACUGCAACAGCUUUGGGCACAAGUCCUCGGCAUCAAAGACCGAUCGAGCAUCACCGCUAAUUCUGACUGGAUCACUCUUGGCGGAGAUGAGACUUCUGCCUCCAAGCUUGUCGCUGCAGCCCAGAACUGGGGACUUGCCGUAUCCGUUGCGGAUGUGCUUGCUCGCACUCGUCUGGCAGACUUGGCUGAAUGUGUCAAACAUUUCCAUCGCGCUUCUGUGGUUGCACCUGAAGGCAUGGAUCAACCUUCAUGGUCUGAUAUGCGAAGAGGUACAUUCCAGUCGAGCUUUGCUUCCGACAAAUCUGGAUUUGGGGGUUCGAAUGGCGUCCGAAACAACAGUGCUGUGACGAAGAACUCUAUGGAUAGACGUCGAUCAAGCAUCUUGGUCAAUGGGAAGGAGGAGACACCGCCAGCUCCAAUGGUUUUACUGCCUCUGACGUCGAUGCAGAAGAGACUGCUACAGGGUUCGAUCGGUGGCCAUCAUGCUCCUGCUGGGGCAGAAUACUAUGCUCUCGAUCUACCAUCGAGACUGGAGCCGUCCAAAGUCAUUGAGGGUUGUCGAAAGCUCGUGGAGCACUUCGAUGUGCUUCGCACAGUCUUUGUACAGGUCGAGAACUCUGUCUUCCAAACCGUCCUGCCCGCUGUGGACGUGCCGAUCGAGGUACACCAGAUGGACAAUGGCCUCGAUGAAGCUUCCGAUGCCUUCAUACGGAAGGAUGCCAAUAUUCCAUUAACACUGGGGCGCAGUCUGCUGCGCAUGUAUGUCUUGCACAAGAGUGGAGAAUAUAUGCGCAUAAUCUUACGCAGCAACCAAGCCUACACAGACGGACAGAGCAUUGCCACCCUCGGACUUGCGUUGGCCGAUGUGCUUAGCGGCAAAGAACUGAGAGCUGGUCCAACCUUUCACGAUUUCAUACAGCACGUGAAAAACGAAUCGAACAAGAGUCGAUCGUACUGGCGGAAUCUACUACUCGGUGCCUCCAUGACUUUCGUUCCCAAAGCACCAUCCUCGUCAGUGGCAUCUAAAGAUAUCAAGACACUGUCCGCAACCAGCAUCAUGCAGCUUCCCAGCAUAGCCUCCUCCACGCCUUCCACAGUCUUCACGGCAGCUUGUGCAGUCCUUCUCGGACGACUCACAUCAAACGCCAAGGAAGUACUCUUUGGCCGUCAUAUCGUAAUGCGCAACUCGUCGACCUCCUCUCAUCAACAGAGUUCUCUCACAGUCGUUCCAUGCACGAACCUGGUCCCCGUCCGCGUGCGUCUCGAACCAAAGACUUCGAUUCUCAAACAAAUCGCAGAGCAAUUCGUCGCAGGAAUGGAAUAUGAGAAUGUCGCAUUUGAGGAUGUCGGCAACGAUCGAUGUUUGACACUUCUAGGAGAUGAAGGACAGGAGAUUGGAGUGGAUUUCGGUAUGGUGAGCGAGUUUCACUCUGCUCAGGAGAGAUUUAUCGGAGGAAGAGAUGGAGUGAAGUGGUUGGGUAAGAGGGAGAAUGAAGUAUUGAGGAGUAAUGCCGUGAUUGUGGAGGGAUGUGAGCUGGGCAACGGAAGAGUAAAGGUUGAGAUCAGGGCGAAAACGAAUGUUCAGUCCCAAGAGAGGUUGGCAGAGAUGAUGGGAUUGAUGGAGGAGGCUGUCAGAGAGUUGGGUAAAGAGGGAAGGGGAAAGAGAGGGUUUGAGGAUUAG